AUGGUUGAAAUGCAAGAAAAAAUCGCCGUGAACGGCACUAACUUUGCUCUCAACGGCGAUAAUCUCUCCUAUCGCUUCCACGUCGAUGAAGCCACCGGCGACCUGAGAUCGGACCACUUUGGUGCCCUCGUCGCCGGGCCUAUCCCGGCGGAUCCUGAGCCCGUCAUUGAUGGCUGGACGGGCAUGCCUGAUCGCGUCCGCCGUGAAUUCCCGGACCUAGGACGGGGCGACUUUCGCAUCCCAGCCUUUUGCAUUCGUCAGGCAGAAGGGCAUAACAUCUCGGCGUUUCGGUAUCGGUCGCAUGAACUUGUUCCUGGAAAGCCAGACCUGGGUGGACUUCCUGCAACGUUUGCUGGUGUUCGUGAUGCCCAAACGGUUAUUGUUCGACUGUUUGAUGAGUAUAGUGACAUUGCUGCGGCGUUGACGUAUACCGUCUUUCCCAGGUAUAAUGCAAUCGUGCGAAGUGCCAGCAUUACCAAUGAUAGUGCGGAGGAAAUUACGGUUGAAUCUCUCGCCAGCAUGAGCGUUGAUCUGCCCUUUGAGGAACUGGAGAUGCUCGGACUGCGCGGUGACUGGGCCAGGGAGGCGCACCGGCAGAGACGAACGGUGGACUAUGGCGUGCAGAGCGUUGGCAGCACGACGGGCUUCUCGUCCCAUCUCCAUAACCCGUUCGUCGCUCUGGUGCAUCCCUCCACCACUGAGUCGCAGGGUGAAGCAUGGGGUUUCUCGCUCGUCUACUCCGGCUCCUUUUCUAUCCAGGUUGAGAAGGGAUCGCAGGGUUUGACGCGCGUCUCGGUCGGACCAAACCAGAUGUCCUGGAAGCUUGCACCGGGCGAAACGCUGACCUCGCCUGAGUGUGUUGCGGUCUAUUCGGCAGAUGGUGUAGGAGGGAUGUCGCGCUCCCUCCACCGGUUGUACAGGAACCACUUGAUCCGUAGCAAAUUUGCGACCGACGAUCGUCCAGUGCUGUUAAACAGCUGGGAAGGUCUGUAUUUCGAUAUUGAUCAUGACCGAAUGUGCCGUCUUGCACAGGAAUCUGCGGCACUAGGUGUGAAACUGCUGGUCAUGGAUGAUGGCUGGUUUGGCCAGGAAUACCCCCGAACAUCGGACAGUGCAGGACUUGGAGACUGGAUUGCUAAUCCGGAGCGAUUCCCUGGUGGUCUAGCACAGCUGGUAGACAAAAUAACCUCCCUCCAGGUUGCAAACUCGUCCUCGACCCUGCGCUUCGGCAUCUGGGUGGAACCGGAGAUGGUGAACCCUCAGUCUACUUUGUACCAGAACCAUCCAGACUGGGUGCUCCAUGCCGGCAAGUAUCCACGGACCGAGCAGCGGAACCAGCUGGUGUUGAAUCUAGGUCUGGUAGAGGUGCAGGAUUUCAUUAUAAAUACAAUCACAGACCUCCUCAACAGCGCCGAUAUCACGUACGUGAAAUGGGACCACAACCGGGGCAUGGCUGAGACGCCCUCGCCUAGCGCAAACCAUGCAUACAUGCUGGGCAUGUACCGCGUAUUUGAUGUUCUAACAAAUCGCUUUCCUGGCGUUCUCUGGGAGGGCUGUGCAUCUGGUGGUGGUCGGUUUGAUCCAGGGAUCUUGCAGUACUUCCCGCAGGUGUGGACAUCAGAUGAUAGUGACGCUGUCGAGCGCAUCUUUAUUCAGUUUGGCACCUCGCUCGCCUACCCUGCCAGUACAAUGGGUGCCCAUGUAUCCAGCGUGCCCAACCACCAAACAGGGCGGACUACACCAUUAACCUUCCGUGCCCACGUCGCCAUGAUGGGCGGGUCGUUUGGUCUCGAGCUCGAUCCAACGGAGAUCACUGAGGACGAGAAGAAGACCAUUCCCGGGUUGAUUUCCCUGGCAGAGAAGGUGAAUCCGAUCAUUCUCACAGGCGAUAUGUGGCGGUUAGCUCUGCCUGAGGAGUCGAACUGGCCUGCAGCUCUGUUUGUUUCGGAAAGCAAAGACCAGGCAGUAUUGUUUCUCUUUCAACUGGCCCCGAAUGUAAACCAUGCCUUGCCGCGUGUGAAAUUACAGGGACUGGAGCCGGAAGCGAUGUAUAGUGUUGACCGUGAUGGGCCCUUUGCGGGCUCGAUGCUGAUGAACCUGGGCCUGCAGUAUUCUUUCAAAGGAGAGUACGCUAGCAAAGUUGUGUUCAUAGAGAGGCAGUAG
Aspergillus versicolor CBS 583.65 is the source of this 2163-nucleotide messenger RNA. RefSeq names its product alpha-galactosidase. Gene Ontology annotation, molecular function: alpha-galactosidase activity. Gene Ontology annotation, biological process: carbohydrate catabolic process. Bases 1 to 2163 code for a protein of 720 amino acids. Lineage: Eukaryota; Fungi; Ascomycota; Eurotiomycetes; Eurotiales; Aspergillaceae. The record is from RefSeq and is a predicted model, not a curated record. The transcript is spliced from 3 exons.